Messenger RNA from Theobroma umbraticum, 1673 nucleotides. Lineage: Eukaryota; Viridiplantae; Streptophyta; Magnoliopsida; Malvales; Malvaceae. The record is from RefSeq and is a predicted model, not a curated record.
CCUGAUGAUCACUGAAAUAUUAGGCACUCUUAUUUCUCUUUUCAGCACCAAUGUUGUUAAGAAAACUAAAUUUCCCAUAUUUAUCUCUCAAAACCAUAUCUUCCAGCGUAUGCACAAUGGUAGAAGCACAUGUGUGCCUGUCCUGCACUGAAUUGGGUUCUCCUUUUCAAGUAAUCAAAAUCUUUGGCUUUAGCUUUUUACGCACUCCUCUUUUCUCGAUAUCUCACUUUGGUAUUUCCUUCAAAUCCCGUGACUCUUUCUCGCUCAUUCACUCUUUAAUUCUUUCUCAAGACAUUCUUUAUGUGAUAAUUCACUUUUUAUGAGUCAUUCACUUCAUGAUCUCAUCCUCUGCAUCUUUCAAAUAAGUCAGACUGUACUUGGUUCAUAUUUCCUUAUGGCAGCAAACUAUAGACACUUCCACAACCUCGGAUUUCAAUCUCUUUCCCCCAUCAAAGAUCAGCAAAACCAAACUUAUCAGCCUCCCUUGCCUACUUCAGACCCUGCAUUUCCUAUAUUAGCCAUUGCUGUGUUAAGCAUCAUGGGUACAGCUUUCUUGCUAGUUAGCUAUUAUAUCUUUGUGAGCAAAUGCUGCGGCUCUAGCUGGCACCAACUUCAUCUGCUAAGACGAAUAUCUUUGUUUCGAGCCAGACAAGAGGAAGAUACAUUCAUUGCUUUCUCUCCAAUGAUGUGGAAUCGCGGGCUUGAUGACUCAGUCAUUCGAGAAAUCCCAACUUUUCAGUUCAAAAGGAAAGGUGAUGAGAUAAGUAUCUAUGGUUGUGUGGUUUGUCUGAAUGCGUUUCAAGAGCAUGACAUGCUUAGACUUCUUCGGAACUGCGACCAUGCAUUCCACUUAGAUUGCAUCGAUAUAUGGCUCCAAAGCAAUGCCAAUUGUCCUCUUUGCAGAACAAGCAUUUCAGGCACUACGCGCUAUCCAAUCAACCAAAUCAUUGCACCUAGCUCUUCGCCUCAAGACUCACAGCCUUACACGGAUAGCCUGAUGGGCGGAGACGAGGACUUUGUAGUGAUAGAACUUGGAGGAGAAGAUGGAGGUGAUCUACUACCACAUAGGCAACAAGAGAGAGACAAUUCAAGAGAAGCAUUAAUGCAGUUGCAGCCUAGAGUUCAAUCACCAAAAAAGCUGGAGCAGAAGCCCGGAAACUUACAAUCAAGAAAGCGCCACCAUGUCUCAAUUAUGGGAGAUGAGUGCAUUGACGUUAGACAGAAAGAUGAUCAGUUCUCGAUCCAACCCAUCAGGAGAUCUUUCUCCUUGGAUUCUGCUGUGGACCAACAACUUUUCUUAUCUGUUCAAGCCAUUGUUCAAAGAAACAGACAUCCUGGCGAGAUUAAUACUACAGAAGAAUGCAGUAAUGGAGCUCGGAGGUCUUUAUUUCCAUUUGGACACGGCCGAUGACCAAGAAAUGCGAUACUUCCUGUUGAAUUUGAUUUAUAAUUAGAGAUUGUUUAACUUUAAUUUUGAUUGCUAAUUUGUUUUAAGUUGGAAAAUUUCGUGAGGCAAAUGAGUAUAACAAAAAAGAGUCAGAUGAGUGUAGAGUGAGUGACUUUUCAGUUUUCACUGAUGUUGCAUAGUGAGAAAAACAAAUGGGGUUGUUAGUUCCUUACCGAAAACGCAGGCAUGGGUGUGAGAAUCAUUGCUUAAGGCACUAUGUGUGGAU